Molecule: messenger RNA, 2258 nt
Organism: Homarus americanus (American lobster)
Lineage: Eukaryota; Metazoa; Arthropoda; Malacostraca; Decapoda; Nephropidae
Exons: 3
Coding region: 58-1662 (534 amino acids)
Source: RefSeq, a predicted model, not a curated record
UAUAAUAUUGUUUGGUGUGGUGUUACAGGCGCGGACAGUGACAGUGAAGCAACAGACAUGGAACGAAAAUGCCGCGUUCUCCGUCACCUCCCCAACAAGCUACGACGUUUUCUGCUGCUCUUACUGUGUGCCACCUUCGUCUGCAUCCCCAUCAGUAUUUACGUUUGGGACCAAGCGACGGAGGCGGCUAAUGAGAAGUUCCUCUACCUCACCUCUCUCAAGACUGAGUACGACCAUUACACCGACCAGGAAAGCAUCAGGGAGGUGUACGCGAACCCAGCCAUCGAUAGCUCAGUGACAGAAGACAAGGAUAAGAUUCUGGCCGCACUGCCUAACCUGCCCCUCAGUUACCGCAAAAAGUUAAACCCACACGUCAGUCCUGGUCACGUCAAGUGUGCUAGGUAUCCCUCGCUCUUCGACAUCCAGUUUAGUAACAUAUACUGGCAGGCUCUUCAUACCAGCAAUGGUACCUUCUAUCUAUACAACUCCUUUUACGACAACCGCACUUUGUCCAAAGAUGCUCCUUCCAUUCGCAUUCUUGGCAUGGCCAAUCGCAUCAGACCUACUGUGGAGACCAACUGCCAGCUUUGGUUUGAUGGUGAGAAGGGUCCCAUUAUUUCCAAGGUUAAGGAAUAUAAAUACAUAUGGAUUAGAGGUUGGGGUAAUUACAGGCAAGGUGUACUGCAGCCGUACCUGAUCCAGUGCGUGGUGCCGCCUACACACGUCAAGCGGGUGCCAGAGUCAGUGUCGUUGGUAGAGUUACCCUGCGACAAGCCCUUCAACAACCUGCGGGUUAUCAAGAAUGAGCCAACAGGAGGUCAGAAGGAGGACUUUGCGGUGUGCGUCAAAGGGUUGGACUUCUCUUAUGUCGAUAACAGCAUCAUGAUGGUGGAGUGGUUGGAGCUGCUCCAUCUUCUCGGGGCUAACAAGGUGUUUCUCUAUGAGAUGGGAAUACACCCAAAUGUUUCUAAAGUGUUAAAGUAUUACGAGUCCCUCGGGCGGGUUGAUAUUACUAAAUUAACACUACCGGGUGAACAACCAAACGCACGAGGCUUAUUACACAUGUAUCUAAAGGCUAAAAUGGUACAUAAACGCCAGAAUGAAGUAAUUCCGUACAACGACUGCUUGUACAGGAACAUAUACCGUUAUAAAUAUGUAGUGUUACUUGACACGGAUGAGUUUAUCAUGCCCAGGAAAACUCCAAACUGGAAGUCGCUCAUUGAACAGCUGCUGGCGGUCACGGAGGGGCAGCCCAGGUCGUCUUACUGUGCUCGUAACGUGUAUUUCCUGGACUCCAUGCAGGACGCUCAUGGCAAAGUGCCAGGCGUGCCACCUUACCUCCACAUGAUGCAACACGUCUACCGCGCCGCUAACUACACCAGGCCCGGCUCCUACAUCAAGUGUUUCCACAACACCGAGCGGGUUCUCACACUCCACAACCACUUCCCUUUCUCCUGUCUUAAUAACUGCUACCAUCUGUCUAUACCGGAGGCAGACGCCCACCUCCAACACUACCGCAAAGAUUGUGUGGGUGAGCUGAUGAAAUCGUCGUGUCCUUACUUCAAGGCUCACACUGUCCUCGACGACCGCAUCUUAAAACUUUACAAAGAACUAAUGGUAAACAACACACUCCACACUUUUCGCCGUCUUGGUUUUUUGUAGGAGUGAUUCUCGCCGAAGAAAGUUAUUGUAUAAUAUAAUGGUAAUAUUAUCAUACUGUAUUUAUAUUUACUGAUUAGAUAAAAUCAGUGCAUUGUACAUAGUGAGUUGUUACACAAGUGAUGUUUAGAGAGUGAUCCUAGGAGCCGUAAUGUUACAUCGAAGUUUGCCCAAAUUCUGAGCAUUUUCAUAAACCCUUAAAACAGCUACAGUAUAUAACUACAGUACAGUAUAGUGAGGCAGUUUAGUAAAAAAAACCUGCAAAUUACACAACUUGCAUGGUUCAUAACUUGAAGACGGAAACCAUAUAAUAGAGUACUGUAUAAUAAAGUGCUACUGGAAUAUAUUCGGAAAGGAUCGUAUUCUUUUAUCGUAUUGAAGUCUAUUGGGAGAUCCUACUCUCUGUAUGAGGCUUUAAGUAGUGUCUCUCAGUAUAAUCUGAAUUCUAUUUUUUUUCAGUAUUUUUUGUGCGUUAGUUAAAUCAGACAUGUGUAAUCAUACAGUUUUAUGUUACUAAUAUCAUUCAUCGCACGAAAUAUUUUGAUUAGCUGUAAUGUUGUUAUUGUGAUUAUAUUGAUUUUUCAAACUAUAAAACGUCA